Messenger RNA from Staurois parvus, 552 nucleotides. The record is from the annotation of a GenBank genome assembly. Lineage: Eukaryota; Metazoa; Chordata; Amphibia; Anura; Ranidae.
AUGCAGGACAGACUGGAGAUGCAGAAAAUGGGGAAGAAGCAGAAUGGAAAAGGCAAGAAGGUGGAGGAAGCCGAGCCUGAGGAGUUUGUAGUAGAAAAGGUUCUAGACAGACGUGUUGUGAACGGGAAGGUGGAAUAUUAUCUCAAGUGGAAAGGAUUCACAGAUGCAGACAACACAUGGGAACCAGAAGAGAACUUGGAUUGUCCAGAAUUAAUUGAAGCGUUUCUAAACUCACAAAAGGCUGGCAAAGAAAAGACAACAGAUGGAAAAAGGAAGUCCAUUUCAGACAGCGAGUCUGAAGAGAGCAAAGCAAAGAAAAAGAGAGAAUCGUUGAUAAAACCCAGAGGCUUUUCUAGAGGCUUGGAACCAGAGAGGAUAAUUGGAGCUACAGACAGCAGUGGAGAGCUGAUGUUCCUUAUGAAAUGGAAAGACUCUGAUGAAGCAGAUUUGGUUCCAGCAAAAGAAGCAAAUGUGAAAUGUCCGCAAGUUGUAAUUGCUUUUUAUGAAGAGAGGUUAACAUGGCACUCCUGUCCUGAGGAUGAAGCACAAUAG